AUGCGAAUCGCAAGGCUGGUUCAUUACUGUGCUCUCGCUCCAGUGAUGUCCCAACGUGGAGCUGAUGAUGCAACGACUAUUUCCAGUGCUGAGAAUUCUGAUGUCAGACGAGGGAUGUUGAACAGACCGGCCAGAAGACUUGGAACUGAAGAGGGAGAGCUCCCUGUACAGAAAAUAAAACCAAACGUGGUAUCCUGCUUAGACACGUUUGCCCCCUCAGCACUCAAAGUGUUUCAGAGGGGUAACUCAAGUGACUUGGUCCUCCCGAGGUUCCGCGCCCACUGCUCUGAGCAGCGCUCCUCCCAAAACCCACGCCGCUUCACCCGCCGUGGCCGCGAGCCUAAUAGAGCCAUCAGGCCACCCGUGGGGCUGCGUCGCUGCGAGGGUGGUGGUCCCCGGGGCGGCGGGUCACGGCCACUCACGAAACUCGGUCUCGCAGCACCGGCUGAGCAAAGGAAGCGGUACCGGCCAUCCCGCCGCUUCCCGGGGACAAAACCAAACCCGCUCUUCGCGCCGCACUCGGGGAAGUUUCCCUUCCCCGCCGCCUGCCCACAUCCACACACCUCCUCCCGGCACCGGCCAGGACGCUUCUCCCGUGGGCACGCACCGCCCCUCCUGCCCACGCCACGGGAUAUUCCUCCGUGCCAGCACUCCCCUCACGACGGCGGCUCUCCCCUCAGAACCGCGGGCAGCCAGCAGCAACCGGCGGCCGUGGCGCGGCGCAACGAACGGGAGCGCAACCGGGUGAAGUUGGUCAACCUGGGCUUCGCCACCCUGCGGGAGCACGUCCCCAACGGGGCCGCCAACAAGAAGAUGAGCAAAGUGGAGACCCUCCGCUCCGCCGUCGAGUACAUCCGCGCCCUGCAGCAGCUCCUCGACGAGCACGACGCUGUCAGCGCCGCCUUCCAGGCCGGCGUCCUCUCGCCCACCAUCUCGCCCAGUUACUCCCACGACAUGAACUCCAUGGCGGGUUCCCCCGUCUCCUCCUCCUCCUCCGACGAGGGCUCCUACGACCCGCUCAGCCCCGAGGAGCAGGAGCUGCUCGACUUCACCAGCUGGUUCUGA
Molecule: messenger RNA, 1065 nt
Organism: Haliaeetus leucocephalus (bald eagle)
Lineage: Eukaryota; Metazoa; Chordata; Aves; Accipitriformes; Accipitridae
Gene: ASCL1
Product: achaete-scute family bHLH transcription factor 1
Exons: 3
Coding region: 1-1065 (354 amino acids)
Biological process (GO): positive regulation of transcription by RNA polymerase II; sensory organ development; neuron differentiation
Cellular component (GO): RNA polymerase II transcription regulator complex
Molecular function (GO): DNA-binding transcription factor activity, RNA polymerase II-specific; RNA polymerase II transcription regulatory region sequence-specific DNA binding; protein dimerization activity
Source: RefSeq, a predicted model, not a curated record